Molecule: messenger RNA, 1258 nt
Organism: Aegilops tauschii subsp. strangulata
Lineage: Eukaryota; Viridiplantae; Streptophyta; Magnoliopsida; Poales; Poaceae
Molecular function (GO): protein binding
Source: RefSeq, a predicted model, not a curated record
UUUCGUGAUCGAUCGACGGAGGAGAAGAGAAGAGGAAGGGGCAGAUCUAUCAUCUAUGGGCAACUGCAAGAGUUCAUCUCGGGCACUGCUAGGAAAAGCCCAUGUUGUUCCGGAUGCUGAAUGGAGGAUGCAGGACUUUGGAAAGACCCAUGUUCCAGAUCUAGAAUGGAGGAUUCAUGACUUCUCAUCGCUGCUUGAGACGGGAGCUAAGUCAGCAACAUCUGCCACUUUUCACUGCUCUGGGUAUAACUGGCACCUGCAAGUAAUUCCAAUGCAUAAAGAAACAGGUUCUGAAACGCCAUAUGUUGCUCUUCAUCUUAUGACAUCCCAAGAAAGGAUGGUGCCAGGUCACACGGUGCAUGUGGUUUUUGAGUUGUCAAUAUACAACCAUUCAAAAGGAAUGUACUGUGGAUGCAAAGCUGGCUGCAACUUUGAUUUCAAGAAUGCCCACUCGAAGGAAAAUUGCUUGAUUCCUCUCCAGGAGCUACUGAACUCAUCUGCUUUUCUAGUUGAUGAUAACUGUGUCUUUGCUGUGGAGAUAUUAAAAAUUGAUGCCUCUUCUCCUAAAAAGAAGGCUGUUGUGCUUCAGAAGAAAGCUACCACAGUUCAGAACCUAUUUGUCCAGAGGAAGGGGUUUGUCAAAGGGACAUACACUUGGACCAUGAACAAUUUCCUUGAACUGGACUUGAAGUACUUCGUCCGUUCUCCUACAUUUGAAGCUGGCGGACAGAAAUGGUACAUCGGCAUGUAUCCGCGUGGUGACUUGUACAGCACUGAUUGCCUCAGUUUGUACUUAUACCUGGAUGCCUGGGAUGAGAUCCGUCUUGAGUCCAAGAAGGUGGUUGUAAUGACUCUGUCCAUCCUGGACCAAAAGAAUGGGAAGCACUUGACUGUAACUUCAGGUCUCUGGGUGUUUACGGGUGGACAUGGCUUGGGAUGGGCUGAUUUCCUUAGACUCAGUCAACUCAAGGACCCUUCUGGAGGCUAUGUUGUGGGAUCGAGCUGCAUUGUGAAGCUAGAUGUUUACCUCAUGGCCUGAUGGAGAGAUAAUGCUAUUUAAUCCUAGCUACUAAUAACCGGACUUAUAUAUGAGACAAUGUUGUGGUAGCAGUACUAAGAACUUGUGGAAUGAUUAGUAGUAGUAAUGAAAGCCGGAUUUGAGAAGUGAGAUGAUUUCACGCAUAUAUAUUUCUACGUAUAUGUGUCGGACAGAAAUAUGUUACUGGAAGUACUUGUAUAUGCAUGGAUGAUACAGCUA